GUGCACGUCCCUGCCUCGGAAUAUGGAUAUUCUCUCUCUUGACAACUAUUUGAAUGCAUUUGACAGCUCUCAGGAAUCCCCUCCGCUUUCUUUUAACACUCUCGACUUUACAUUCUUAACCGCAGAAGAGAGAAAAGCUGCGAAACCUUUCCUGCGCUGUCUGGGUAGCUUUGCGUAAAAGGCGUAAAAAGCUGGCCACGAUCAGUAGGGUUAGUCAAAGAGGAGCCAGAGGAGGAAGUCAGGAGGAGGGACCAGAGGCAGAUCGGUGGUGUGAGCCGAGACUCUAGACUGGGUUCUCACUCGGGACGCUUCCAGAGCUGAGGAAUUUGGAGGCUCUCUGUUGCUGCAUCGAGUGGUUUUCUCAGAGCAGUAAUGCGCUCUCAGGGUCGCUGGAUUUCUGAAACCCUGCUACGAAUCUGCCGCUCAGAAACACGCUGUGAGAGAAUCAGAAGAAUUAGUCACCUCUGCUGUCAGUGCCAACACAGGUAGUGGCGAAGAGGAGGAUACCGGAAGAACCAGUUCUGCAAGAUUAUUUGAAUAGAUUUCAUUUCAAAGUGAGAGCACACAAAUGCCAUUGUUUACUCCUUUGAACAAAUAGAUAUUUUUCUGAUUAAAUUUUUUAAUGAACAAAAAGAAGAUGUCGGAUUUGAUGAAGAAGAGGCUGUUCGUGGCGAUGGACGUGGUCUGCGUUCUGGUUGCAUCCCUGCCCUCCAUCAUUUUGACCAUUAGGUUUAAGCCUUAUCAACGAGGGAUUUAUUGUGAUGAUGAGAGCAUCAUGUACCCCAUCAAACCAGACACCAUCACCCACAGUAUGAUGGCAGCUGUCACCAUCUGCUGCAGUGUUGUCAUUAUCUGUUCAGGAGAAGCUUAUCUCGUUUACAAAAAGAUGAUUUACUCAAAUUCAGGCUUUAACCAGUAUGUAGCAGCACUCUACAAGGUGGUGGGAACCUUUUUGUUUGGAGCGACUGUCAGUCAGUCGCUCACGGACAUUGCAAAGUUCACAAUCGGCCGCCCAAGGCCGAGCUUCAUGGCCAUCUGCGCUCCGAAAGUCUGUACAGGAUACAUGCUGGAACUCAACUGCACUGGCCAGUUACAUGAUGUCGCAGAGUCAAGAUUAUCUUUUUACUCUGGACACUCCUCCUUUGGAAUGUACUGCAUGCUGUUCCUGGCGCUUUACGUGCAGGCCAGACUUGUGGCUAAGUGGGCCAGACUUCUGCGGCCAACCAUUCAGUUCUUCCUGGUGGCCUUCGCGGUGUAUGUGGGCUACACCCGAGUCUCCGAUUACAAGCACCACUGGAGCGACGUGCUGGUGGGGCUGCUGCAGGGAGCUCUGGUUGCCGUACUCAAUGUUCGCUUUGUGUCCGAUUUCUUCAAGGAGCGCCAUCCAUGUUACAAGAGGCCAGAUGUGCAGAACAGCGAGGAGCCGGAGAGGAAACCAAGCCUACAGAUUGCAGAUGCUGAGCAUGGCAACCAUUAUGCCUACCGCAACAACUCUGCACCCUUGUGAUGAGAGGCGUCGCCUCUCUUGGUUUGUAGCCUGCAGACACCCCAACCUGUGCAAUAGGUUUGGACGCAGGAGCUACAACUCAGUUUGUGCAGUCUGCCGCUUUUAGUUCAAGUCUUAAUACCUGUUCUGGAACUGUUACAUUUGUAUGACUUUAUGAGCUCAUCAGCUCCUUUACUCCCUUUUCGACCACUCACAUCUGCUCCACUGGACUGACCGGGGGGGUGGGAUGCACUACCCCUAACACAAUGACCUCUGACUCUCUUGUACAAGGUUGCUUUAAGUGAGGGACACUAAACUCUCUGAAACAAAGCUAUAUUGCAAUGUAACCAUACAGAAUAAUUGUAGCUCAUAUCUUUGCAAACACAUUACACCAAGCAGAUAAAGACUAACAGUGUGCGUCUUUUUGCAACCUUGCCAAUGAAAGUUUGAUGUCCUUCUUUUUUUGUUGCCAGCUUGUGAGGAAACAAAUUCUACAUUUUGUUCACUUGUAUCCAACAAGCGUACUAUUUUUUUUUUAAGACAUGCUUUAUUUCAUAGGCUUGUACAUGUGGCUGAAAUGCAAUUUUAACAACCAAAAAAGGAGAUCUCUUUAUAACUAGAUUAUUCAGCUCGAUUUAUUUUUCAUUUGACCAUUAGAAAUUUAGCGUAUUGAAGCUUUUUUUAAUAGUUUGUAAAGAUCUGACUUGUUAGCGACAGAGUUAGUUAAAGCUACUCAGCUAUGGACAUCGGUAAAGAUGCGGUUUGGGCAGAAUUGUUUUGUGCACCUUAAACUGCUCACUAGACCUGACAAAUGUUGCACAAGUUAAAAUGUCAGCUGCUGGCUAAUUAAAGCUUGCUGUAGAUGGAGCUAUGUAUCAACUCAACCACUGUGCCAUCGGAUAGGUGGUAAACUGUGUUAAAGUUCACAAAACAAUACUGAGUAACAACUCAAUAAAUUCCAAGACCAGCUGUACUAAGAAUAUCUGUUAGGCACAAGGAUUAACUUCAAUGACAUUCUUCUCACCUGUGCCUAUCUGACAUUAAACUAUACCCUUGAAGAACAGACACACUUUAAAGCUUACAGGUGAAUCUCAAUGAAUUAGAAUUUCCUAGAUCAUUAGAUAUUUAAGUAAUUAAGGAAUUAAUCAAAUGAAACAUGUGGAUUCAUUACACACAGUGAAAUGCUUAAAGCAUUUAUUUCUGCUAGGUUUAAUGAUUAUGACUUAUGGCUAAUGAAAACCCAAAAUGUUUGGUGCACUGAAAAACAUGUCUACAUACUGUACAGCAUAUGCACUUUGGUCAGGGCUUCCUUUGCAGGAAUUAUUGCAUCAAUAAAGCGUGGCAUGAAGGUGCUGAGAUGUCAAGGAAGCCCAGGAUGCUUUAACUGCGGCCUUCAGCUCGUCUGCAUUGUUGAAUCUGGUGUCUCGAUCUUCCUCUUGACCAUCCUUUGUGUAUUCUCUCUAGGGUUUUGGUUAGGCACAUUUUUGCUGGCCAAUCCAACUUAGUAAUACCAUGGUCACUGAAGAAUGUUUUGGUUUUUCUGGCUGUUUGAGUAGGGGGUAUGUCUUGCUCAGAAAUCAAAUCCCAAUCUCUAUAAAGCAUAUCAGUAGAGACAAACAUGAAGCGCCCUAAACUUUCCUGGUAAAGAGGACUCAUGCACCCUUUUUCCUUCCACUCAACUUUCUAAUAAUAUGUUUGUAUACAGCACUCUGAACAGACAGCUUCUUUAGCAAUAACUCUUUGUGACUUACUCUCCUUGUUGAGGAUGUUUGUGUCAAGUCAGCGGUAUUUCCCAUGAUUGUGCAGGCCACAACAUGACCUGAACAUAACCAUUCUGCAUUUAAAAUCUUUUUUAAUGGUCUUAAGUAAUAUUAAAAUUUUCUGGGAGACAGAUUUGUAUUUUUUCAGGAGCUGUUAGCCAUAAUCAUCAAAACUAACAGAAAUACAGGCUUGAGAUAUGUCACUUUGUGUAAUCAUAUUCUAAAUUAAUGAGCUUACCUAUAGGCAUCCUUUACUCCCUUUAACAAUAGACAUGCUUUACUAAAAUUAGUCCUUUGAAUUAAUAAAGGUUAUGGAUCAUUUCCCCCUGUGGGACAAAAUGGACUGCCAAGGUAAAAAUAAUUGAUGCUGACAGCUUUUAUUAAGCGCGACUUGACUCAUCACACUGCUACCACUAUAUUGCCUCAGACAAGGUUGAAAACUUGACCACCAACUUUUUUUUUUCUUUCUUAAUUUGUUUUAGUGUAUUGUUUAUCUAAAAGAUAGCCAAAGAAGGACAAGACAGCUAUUUUAAAAGGCUGUUUAUUCUAAAUAUAAAAUUUCUAUUCACUUUGUAUAAAGCUGGAAAGGCCAGCUAUGUUUGUUGUGCAAUCACCUCUGCUUGCCACUAUGAGCCACAAAUACUGUAUCUACUAAUGCUACGAUUCUUUAUAAAGGAUGAUUGUGAGUAUAUAUAUAUAUAUAAAUGUUUGCUUGUGCACCUUUAUGUUGGUGUAAUUCUAAUUCCAGAAUAGUGUUUAUGCCAGUCAGGCUUGUUUAUUGUUUUUGCCAAGCAAACAGAUUCAGUAUCAGGUCUAGGGCACGUGCUGCAAUUGGUCUUCAGAACGACUGUUGUUGUUUUAGUGAUAACUGGGUUUUGAAAGCUGGUAACACUGCUCUGCUCAAAUUUCCUGCAGCCAUAAGCUCAAUUUCUCUUCUUCAUUUUAAGGUUUUGAAUACAGUUUUGGACCAAGUUUUUUGUGAAGAUCACAGCUGUAUUGAAAGUAGAUUAGACAGACCACUGAUAUUAUGGGCCAGCUUUAAUUUGGACUCCAAAGCCCAAACUGACUCAAAUCCAAGUUGAAAUUAUCAACUGGAAUACUCUGAAUUCAGAAUACGGACUUGGAAAGUAAGAGAUUUCUCGCUAGUCCUGACCUCAAAAUCCAAUAUGGCUGCCGUACAUAUAUGGCAGUGAUAGCUGUAAUAACGAAAUGCUUAUUUGCAUCAGUUUUCAACACAUUAAAUCUGUCACACAGGCAAUGAUGUACAAUCUCUUUUUGAAUGUGUUGCUACAGUGUUUGAAUGUACAAAAUGAGAGGAAAUGCAUUGUUUUUUGAGCUUAUUGACCAAGCUAAUUAUAAUUAGUCACAGUUGACUAUGACGUGACUUUGCGAUCUGAAUUCUGACUCUCGAUGUACAUGCGGAGCAUAAGAUUGAUGCUGGGGCCUGGAAGCUGUGCUGGGACUCUCAGUGGGAGGGGGCUAAACCAAACAGCAUGAGCCUUUAAACAUUCGACAGGCAACAACAGAAAUUGGUUGUGGAGCUUGGUUCUGCCCUUUCUUGUUUCUAACAUGCAUAUUACACAGCAACACAAACAGCACACAUAUAGACAAUGAUGUACAUACAAUCCAAGGGUUUUAACCGGUUAAAGUACCUUGUUUUAUCCGUACUUAAACAUUCAGUACCUUAAAACGUAUGUCAGUUUUAUAGCUGUGGUUUAUAUUAUGUCUGCUUUGGUGUAGCCUAUAGAUAUCUAUAGUCUUCAACCUGGAGAAUUUUAAAUAAAGAUAUAUCCCACCCUAAAA
Molecule: messenger RNA, 5049 nt
Organism: Girardinichthys multiradiatus
Lineage: Eukaryota; Metazoa; Chordata; Actinopteri; Cyprinodontiformes; Goodeidae
Gene: plpp2b
Product: phospholipid phosphatase 2b
Exons: 6
Coding region: 623-1507 (294 amino acids)
Biological process (GO): phospholipid dephosphorylation; phospholipid metabolic process; signal transduction
Molecular function (GO): phosphatidate phosphatase activity
Source: RefSeq, a predicted model, not a curated record